AUGUCGGUUCCUACCCCGAGAAGAUCGAGGAGCGGAGCUCCCAAAGUCAGAACCGGCUGCGUAACAUCGUGCAUCAAGUGCCUGAGCACCCGCGGUGUAUGUGGUGGGUAUUAUGUGAAGCCACGCAAAAACCAGUCUUGGAAAUACCGUUUCGAUCCGUUACCGCUAGACCCGGUGGUCCAGCCCUCUGCCUCUAUUGUUGAAUUAGGCAUGGGGCGUCAGUUCGAAAAUGAGCUCCAGCAUCUUUAUUUUCAAGAAUGGCAGUUUCUCACCAAAGGAAACUUGGGGGGCUAUAUAUCAACUAAACUAUGGUCUACGUACCUGCCCCAAUUAACUGCCCAGCGCAUCGUGCUUCGACAUGCCGCUCUAAGUCUCGGAGCAAUGAGUCGAGCUCUGUCAAUGCAAUGCAUUGGCCAAAACCCUUCCCAGACUGAUCAUUAUCAGAAUGCCGUCGCUUACUAUUGCAAAGCUCUCCGUCAUCUUAGUCAGGCUGAUUCCGCUACGGCAACUACUCAAGAGGCGAUGUUGCUGGCUAUUCUGUUCACAAGCUUUGAAGUGCUUCGUGGUAACGUCAAGUCUGCUCUAGAACAUAUUUACCACGGCCUGCUAGUCGUGAGGGAGCUUUGCGCUAGUCCUGAAGCUAUGUCAUAUAUUGAUCAGCUGGCCCCUGACCCUGGCCAGUUCAUCAGUGAGGUUCUGGCUCUCUACUGGAGACUGGCUAUCCAGACCCAGGUUGUGACUCAAGGGAGCGCCAAGCUAAAAGAAUAUGGAGCUAUGAGUAUUGGAAAAAGUAAUGACUCUGAAGAACUCGACAGACAGGCGGUUAACAAUCGCCUGUCCCGAUAUCUCCUUCCUCGGCCUGGCUUGUCUGCUUUGCCAAAACUAUUUAUGCAUGUGGAUGAGGCACUGGAACACUGGGAAGCCACUACUCGUCGCAUAGAGAGACUGGGACCUCGUGUCAUUCCUAUUUUAGACAGAUUUCUCGCAGGAGAUGCUAGAAAUCACGGAAUGGCAGAAGAAGCACUCGAGGAGAUGCAGAAGCAUCGAGAAAUAACAUUCUUCUCUGAUGAAAGUCAACGCCAUUUACGCAUUUGGCAUGAUGCCUUCUGGCCUCUAUAUCAGCGAACUCUCGCCACAUCUGAGCCAAGUUCUGGGCCAGUCAUGACUCUUAUUUGUCUCCGGAUCGAGUAUCUUGCCCUGUCAAUGCACAGCAUGUUUCAGAUGCAAGGCAACUAUGACACUGUGUCUACAUUGACACCCAAAUGUCGCGAGAUCAACGAACUUUGCGAGAUCGUUUUCCGAUGCCAGGUCCGAGACGCCAGAGGACCUUCAAUGAGUUUCUCUAUAGGCACAGGCCUGACAUGGCAUUUGAUCUUUGUGGCAAUGAACUGCCGAGAUUCCGUUGUCCGCGAGAGCGCAAUGCGGAUUCUGGAGACUUAUCCCCGCCAGGAUGGGCUCUGGAGCAGUAAAUCUUUCCUUGAAAUUGCGAGACGGAACCGCAAGGUGGAAGCUGAGAACUGCGGUGAGGGUAGUAUGAAGCAGCAAUGGCUCCGUCUCUCUCGGCGAGUAUUUCUGCUCGAAGAGGCCGGAGAACGACUCGUAUUCCGAUAUAUGAGCAAGGAGAAUGGGUGCUGGGAUUAUAUCGAGGAGUAUGCAGACUUUAGUUAUACAAGGACCAGCUCGCUUGGGAUAGAAUGGAAAAGGAGGCCACUCAGUAGCCAAAGCUUCACCCUGCAAUGGGGGCGAACGGGCACUACUUCGAUGGGCUCACUGUGGCCAGGUAUGGGUUGCUGUGCGCCCAGGCUUGCCGUUUCCUGA
This is a messenger RNA of Clonostachys solani, 1818 nucleotides long. Lineage: Eukaryota; Fungi; Ascomycota; Sordariomycetes; Hypocreales; Bionectriaceae. The record is from the annotation of a GenBank genome assembly.